Dacryopinax primogenitus is the source of this 1116-nucleotide messenger RNA. RefSeq lists its product as uncharacterized. The coding region runs from base 1 to 1116 and encodes 371 amino acids. The transcript has 3 exons. NCBI's taxonomy places the organism in Eukaryota, Fungi, Basidiomycota, Dacrymycetes, Dacrymycetales, Dacrymycetaceae. The record is from RefSeq and is a predicted model, not a curated record.
AUGGACUUCCCUCAAGACACACAGCUGCAACUCACGCAAGCUGAUUUAAUGCUACCCUCCUCCCUCCAGGGGGUGGAGGACGAGCCAAACUCGCUCCUUCAGAACGAAGAGCGAGAAGAAGAACCGUACAAUAACUCCUUAUCUCUACUACCCCGACAACCUGCCCCAGGGCAGCUCCCCUCUAGUGAAUACAUCUUGCAUCCCGUGGGUCCCCGAUCUCGCCCAAUCUCCUGGCUCAUGUACUGCAACCUGCCUCAUCUCGAUAUCAAGAUCAUUCCCCCCGGCUGUCCCGAGGAAGAUACAUGGAUCGCUUGCCUAGAACGCGUCCCUCCAGCAGUCGCAGGCAGCCCCAUUCGAGCUACUUGCAUCCUUACUCCACUCCUGUUCUACCCUGGGCCCUCCUCAAGUGACUUGUGGGGAGGUUUAGUUUGCCUCCCCUCACCGCCUCCUCCCCCCCAGUGGGAAGUGCUAGAAGGACAGCAGGUCGUAGCCGUGACGGGUGAUUCUUAUUGUAUGAGGAUAUCCCCUCUGCCCUCCCUCGAGAAAGAGCCUUUCCUACCACAUGAUGAAGAACACCCUCCCCCUCCAGAAGUUAGCACCCCAACACGCGUGGAGCAGGUUGUCCUCAGUCCUCUAGUCAGUGUAGAGGCAAAUAUAUCUCCCAUGCUUCCGAAGAGGCCUACCAAGUCUGCUGCGGCAGAGGUGGAUCCAGAGCUGUUGACACCUUACACCCAAUCUGCUGUGACACCAGUCCUCGCACCAGCAAUAGUAGUCUCUUCAAGCUCAGAGGUCCCCGCUAAGCAGCUGGACAAACCCCUGGAAUCGAGUCCAAGCUUUCCACUACCCUCGCUUAUUUCCUCAGGGAAAGGACCUGCAGACAAACGUCGUCCAACUCUUGCGACAAGCCGUAUCUCUCUUCCCAUGCCUUCAUUACCAGCAGCCUCCUCCAGAGAGUCAACUGAUGUCUCCGCCGCUCUUCCUUCGGCACCCCAGCUCACCAGAGUGUUGCCAGCCUUCCCAGAUGGUUGCAACUGGGACUGGAGAAAUCAUCUAAGCGCCAUAGUGGUGGCCCCUACUCCCUUGAGCCCACAAAUGACCGAGGAACGGAGGGCUUAG